CUGGCCAGCAGAGCCCCUCAGAAGCUCUUUACAGUCAUGGGGCCCUCUCAGCUUGUCCGUGCCCCUAGGCCUAGGGGCAUGAGUUCUCCCUAUCGAAGGCCAGGUAUGGGUGGACACAGGCGCCGGUGUCCCAGGAUGUUCAAGUAUAGCCGAAGAACAUACCGGCAGAAGCCCCGAAGUCCAACUGCCACCAAUCUUGCCACUAUGGCCACAAACAUCAGUAACACCAACACUACUUCCCCCAGUGUGUGGAUACUCUCACCUCAAGUUCUUAGACAUCUCUGUCAACCUGGGGGCUUUCUGAUCCUCUAGAAAUGCCCAGAAGCUUGGCUUGCACUGGACCCGCUCCUCCAGAGGGCUGCUGGUGGUGAACACCAAAUACAAUCAUUCUGCUUAAGUUG
This is a messenger RNA of Phodopus roborovskii (desert hamster), 401 nucleotides long. RefSeq names its product PIK3R3 upstream open reading frame (gene P3r3urf). Bases 37 to 312 code for a protein of 91 amino acids. Lineage: Eukaryota; Metazoa; Chordata; Mammalia; Rodentia; Cricetidae. The transcript is spliced from 2 exons. The record is from RefSeq and is a predicted model, not a curated record.